Coccinella septempunctata (seven-spotted ladybird) is the source of this 792-nucleotide messenger RNA. Its product is annotated as RWD domain-containing protein 4. The record is from RefSeq and is a predicted model, not a curated record. The transcript has 4 exons. NCBI's taxonomy places the organism in Eukaryota, Metazoa, Arthropoda, Insecta, Coleoptera, Coccinellidae. Bases 141 to 719 code for a protein of 192 amino acids. Gene Ontology annotation, molecular function: protein binding.
AUCUGUCAUAAUCGACAAAUGUUAUGAAAGUUUGAGAGGUUAGACUCUCCUGGCUGUGUUUAGAGUUUAGAUUUCCUGGAAAUUCUUUCAAGCCUAAUAUGUGCUUGACUCCAAUAAUAUUUUGAAUUAUAUUAACGAAAAUGUCUAAUUCGGAACUACAAGAUGAAGAAAGGGAAGUACUCCAAUCCAUCUAUGAUGGAGAUCAACAAUUCAAAGAGAUUUCAUCGAAGAUUUUUCAGUAUAAGUAUGGCGAAAAUGAGAGCAUCAAAUCAUUUUUACUAGAGAUAGAAUGGACUGAAAACUAUCCUGAAGAGCUACCAAAAAUAAACUUGGACGCAUUCUACAACAAACAUGUAACUCCUUCAGUGAAAGAGAAGAUCAAGGAUUUAGUGAUUGAGCAAGGAAAUCAAUUUCUUGGUAUGUCAAUGACAUAUUCCCUCUUUGAAGCUGUGAAAGAAAAAUUUGAAGAAUUGAUACAAGAACAGCCUGAUAAGGUCGACCCUUCAUCAAUAGAUAGAUUAACUAUUUCUGACAAUGUCGAAUCUAUUCAGGAUUCUAAGAAAAUUCCAAAAAAAGAACAAUUAACAAAAGCACAAAAACGAAGGCAAUGGAAUAGGCUUGACAGUAAAGGUGAAAAGCCUAGAGGUUGGAAUUGGGUAGACAUUGUAAAACAUUUAUCUCAGACUGGUUCCAAAGAUGAUAAACCUCCUACAUCUUGAUGAACUUCUUAGAAAAAUAAAUUGUUUUGUAAAACAAAGUUACUUUUAUUAAAAUGAUCCCAUUAUCAAACAA